This is a messenger RNA of Drosophila ananassae, 3207 nucleotides long. RefSeq names its product protein rolling stone. The record is from RefSeq and is a predicted model, not a curated record. Bases 1939 to 2766 code for a protein of 275 amino acids. The transcript has 4 exons. Gene Ontology annotation, cellular component: membrane. NCBI's taxonomy places the organism in Eukaryota, Metazoa, Arthropoda, Insecta, Diptera, Drosophilidae.
UAAACUAUGUAUCGAUAGUCCAUUCCUAAACAGAAUGCAUAUAUCUGGAAAAUUAAGAAGUUAAAAAUAAUUAAAGACCACUUAUAAUACUUUAAAAUUAAAACCAUUUUGAAUGCGAAAACUUUUUUAAGCUGGCGUGAUAUCAUUUUCGGGACUGGUUCAAAGCUUUUUACAUUGUUUUUUUGUUUUUAAGCAGUAUUCUAAAACUGGAUAUUAAGUUUAUAAGAUAAUUCUCAUUGUAAGUAUAUAAAGAAGGAAAUAUAAUUGCCAAUAUUUAUUUUUUUUUGCAUUAUCGCUUAUUUGAUACCCUGAUAUAAUAUACAUUGUUCUAUAGGAAAAGAAAAAACUAUGCAUUAGUUCCCCACUUCCACAUUUUUAUAAAAAUUGGAUCAAUUUACCCAUCAAAUAAACACCCAGCAUCGAUUACAUAUUGACAUUCCAACACAAUUUGCAUACCCAAGUACAAUUUGCCGCCCCAGACUCAUGCUUCAAUCAUACAUAUAUCAUCUCAUCGAAAGGGUUACAGGUUCAUUAGCCUACCACCUGACCUUGCCAUUGGUCAAGAGAACAAGAAACUGAAAGUGUCGUCGACAUUUUGUGUUCAGAUAACGAGGAAAAUCAAUUGAUUUUGACUUUUUUAUUGCAUAAAUUAAAUUUGCCUUUAUUAUUGAAUGUCAAUAUUAAAUCGGUUUCAAAUUGAUGCUUUGCAUGACUUGGUGGGAAUAUGAUGAUAAAUGGGCCUGGAAAACUUCACAGAUAUUUGAGAUAGUAAACAUUUCCGAUAAGUAGGAGAAUGAAGUAACUUAAUCUGGAUAACAGAGUCAGUUUACAAAAAGUUGGAAGGGUCUCAGGUGAACGAUUAUAAAGAAAAAUACAUUUGAGACACCCUGUAUCCUCUUAAAGCUUACGUUGAAGUAAACUGUUAGCUUUAUUUAGAUUUUCAGAUAAUUCAUGAUUCAUGAACUUGGCCAACAACCCCUUAACGUAACUUAGUAAUUUCAAAAAGCUUUGCAAUACUUGAAAUCCACAAAGAUCAAGUUCCAUAUAUUUUCGAAAUGCCAUAUCAGAAGAGGAAACAACGCCAAUCACCACUAGUAUUAACCACUUGGAACAUAUCAUGAUAGUAAAACUGAUAAAUUAGCCAAAUGAAUGGUAGAAUAUAUUGAUUACACUAUGAAGAGGCACUUAUCAUAGUUUUUCAAAAAUUAUAUAAAAAGGAAAUACAUCAAAAAUACAUCAUAAGUGUUAAAAUAAAGAUUUUUAUUCAGGUACAAAAAUUCAAAACUAAUAGCAUAGUUUUAUGAAAGGGUAUUAAUUGAUGUAUUCAGAAAUAAAAUGAAUCAUAAUUGUUUUCGGCGCUUUCUUAUCUCGUCUGGGCUCAAGGGGAGUGGGUUUGGCAGCACUUGGCCUGUCACAGGAAAAACCGCCGUCACUUUAGAAACACGAGUGUUUAUCAAUAGGUUUACGAUCCAACUAACAUGUGCGAAAUUCCCAAAAAAUUUUAAAAAAUUUAGGGCUAUUGAUUGCUGGUAGAGUCCCCCACAAUAUCCCCGCUGGGAUAUAAAUGGCAUGGGAAAAGUUCCAGUCACGAACUCAGUAUAGGGGUUCAAUUUAGUCUAUUACUCUGGCCGUACUUGUCCACUUCACGUCCAAGUCUCCGGCAUUAGAGAAGGCGUACGCUCAAUGCAAUUAGGCAUAACCGGUACUCGUUCGGGUGAUAAGGAUUGAGAUAACUCGUGCGGUCGUAUCAUUCACAUUACUAUUAUUCCGAAUAGAGCCGAAACGAUUUGUGGAAAAAAUGGCACUCCAUUCAGACUAUUGGACACCUGCGCCACAUUGUUUCGCCAGUCUGCGAUCUACCGGCGCUCCAGUCACCUGUUCUGGACGCUUUUGGCCAUCCUAGUUCAGCGAAACCGUCGACGAGUCCAUCCGGCCAACAUGCGUGACAAGAGCCAGGAGCCCUGCUGUCUGCCCCUCAAGGAGGAGUUCCAACGGUCAAGGUUCUCUUUGUACCAUGAUGAUCCUGGCGCCUUCUGCCGCUCCCAGUGGCAAAGGGGAGACAGGAAUUUAAUUUGGCUCUUGUACCGAUGGAUCUUGGCUGGUUUCUUUGCCGGUGGAGUAAUUGGCAGCAUGGUGUCGACCUUCAACGGUGGCCGGUGGUUCAUUUACCUUACGGAUUGGGGCUUCAGUCUGUGCUUCUACUGCUGCACUUAUGGCGCUGUGAUAGCCACCAUAUACUUCAUCAAGCCCUCUUACUUCGCUCCUGGCAGUUGGGCCUUGAGAAUUUAUUGGAUAUCCCAUUAUACAACGGUCGUCCUGGGAAUGUUAAUAACUCUAGUCUUUUGGGCUGCUCUUUAUCCUUCCAUGCCUGGAAUGGGAGCCGAGCUCUACAACUUAUGGGCUCACGCUUUUAACUCCAUAUGCAUGAUUUUCGAUUGCUUUAUGGUGGCUUUUCCCACUCGUAUCAUGCAUUUUGUUUAUCCCUUCACCAUUGGCAUUUCCUACGGACUUUUUUCUUUAAUCUAUUUCUGGAGUGGUGGAGUAGAUCCCAUGGGCAACCGAUACAUUUACUUCAUAUUGGAUUGGGAGCGUCCCGGUCUGGCCAUAGGAUGUGUGUGUGGAUGCGUGGCUUUGGCUUUUGCUUUCUGCAUUUUGGUCUUCGGCUUCUAUAGAUGGCGCAUUGCGUUGCACAAAUGCUGCUUCAAACAGCCCGAUGAGAUUCCAACCACCUCAGCACCUCCUAAGGAACCAGCUCAUACAGUUUAAUGGAUCAUUUUGGUAACUGAACUCCAAAAAUCGAUUAUGUUUCAUCAAAUCCUGACAUGGUCAUUGAGGAUUUUUGGGAUUGCUUUGCCUUAAAUAGGCAGAAUUUGAAAAUAAGUGACCAAAAAAAAUAUAGAUUUUGUUAGUCAAAUUAAAACUUAUAUUCAUCCUUCACAUUGAAAUGGAGAUAUGUUGUAUUUUAAAUAAUUAUGAAUGUAAUUUUAAUAAUUGCUGGACCUGCCACGAAGAAAGUGAUUAAAUAAUAAAUGAUUAAUAAAAUUAAUAAAUUAAUUAUUAAUAAAUACAAAUUGACAAUUAUACUUACUUUAUACACUGUUGAAUUAAUCCUUAGUAUUAUUUCAUUCUUUAAUUUACUUUAAACUUUAUAUUCACUACAGUAUAAAUGUUGUAAAACUUUUAUCAUAUUUAUUUAAGAUUUGAUUU